UGCAUUGUAUAUAUUGAUUUUUUCUAAUCUCGUAUUUAUAAACUCUUCUUCGAUAAAUCGAUCAAUCCUAAAAAUUCACAGCGGAAUGUCCCCAAAAUGUCAGCUAAAAAUAUACCACGGUAUUUCCACAUUACCAGAUUACACUCCGUGCUGUAGUUUACACAGAUAAUAAAAACAUAAACGCUUAACGGAUCUACCUAUGUAUGAAAGUAUAAGAUAGCACUAAUAUGAAGAAACUUCGGAUUUUCGGAAACGGCUUAUCAAAAUCCGUUAAUCGAGAAACCCGCCACUGAACGGUGGCAAGAAAUCAUCGAGGUCAAGAUAUCAUCAAGAAUCGUAUAGUCAUAGUCUGCUUUAAACAGUCGAUAAGUAAACGAGAUGUUCUGUAGUUCUUAAAAUUAAUUCCAAAUAAAAAAUAUGUUCCUCUUGUGGCUGUGUUUACUGUCGAUAGCGGCGCCGAUUUACGGCCAAUUCGUCAUUCCCAAGCUCAUAAUCGAAGCUUUCCAACCGGCGGGAUUCAGGGUUGCUUUGGACGAGACGCCGGGUGUGCAAAUGUUCGCCUUCCACGGCAGUAUCAACCAGGAGUUGAUGUUGAACCAGCCCGGCGAUUUUUCCGGCGAAAUUCUAAAACCGUCAAAGGACGGACGUUUCGUUUACGACAAUCCGGAUUUGCGGUUGAAAGUCGGCGAUACGGUGUAUUAUUGGAUAUACAUCCAGCAUGACGGCUUGGGAUUCAGAUUGGACAACCAAACGUGGAGAGUCACAGCUUUGAGAUCGAAGAAUGAACUAGUGUGUAAAGCUAGCGCGACAGUGGUGUCCAAUCGAAAGAGUGUGUGCAGCGGACAAGUAAUUUUUGAAGAUGAUUUCAGCGGAAAUUCGCUCAACACUAAUAAAUGGCUACUGGAACAGUACAUUCCAACGCAGCCAGAUUACGAAUUCAACAUCUAUGUUAAUGAUAGUUCAGUAACCAGCAUUCAUGACAAUCGGUUGACCAUCAGGCCGAAAAUUCGCAAUGAAGAUCUCAAGGAAGAGUGGUUGGAUCUAUCAGAUGGAUGUACUCGCAUUCCAUCCAGAAGGGCUAAAUGCAGAAACAAGCUCUAUAUGCUGCACCAUCCGAUCGCCUCCGCUAGAUUAGUAUCUAAAGUGAAUUUUCUGUACGGAGAGGUGGAAGUUAGAGCUAGAUUACCAUCGGGAGAUUGGAUGUAUCCAGAAAUAUAUUUAGAAGACGAAAACAACCAAAAACUAAUAAUAGCCUACGCUAGGGGCAACACAGUUCUACUAGGAAACGACGCAUCGAACGAUUUAGGAGGAACAUUGCUAUUCGGCGGGCCGAUUGUAAAUGAUAGAGAACCGGAAAGAAGCAGCCAUUUGAGUUCCUACAAAACUCCAACACCUUUAAGUUACAAUUUCCAUACGUACAAACUAAAAUGGACCGCGGAAAAACUCGAAUUAUAUUUAAACGACAACAAGUACGGCUCGAUAGGACAAGAAGUGCUCAAAUCAACUGGAUUUUCCAGCGAUCCUCUCAAGGUCCACCUGGUGCUGGGCGUAGGCGUCGGAGGAAUCACGGACUUCCCCGACGGCUUCAAAGGCAACUACGACAAACCUUGGAAGAAUUCCGAAAUCAACCAAGUGAAGAAAUUCUACGAAAACAGGAGUAAAUGGGAGCCGAGCUGGUUUUACGGUGGAGAGCUGCUCGUCGAUUACGUUAAAAUCACUGCCAUUUGAUUAUAUUUUCUUAGAAAUAAUAACGAAAAUUCAAAGAAAUAAUUUAUUCGACCGAUUUUUUAUUUCGGUUUGAUCGAGCCAUUAAACGAAAUUAAAUUAUUUGAAAUUUGCACAUUAGCCUCUAGACUCUAGACGAACAAAAAUUUUUUAAAACACUGAAACGAAUUAAAUUAAAUACAAGCAAACUAUAGUGGAAAUACUUUUAGCUUCAAGUAACAGCUUAUACCGGUAUCGUUUGAUAGGCGAUUCCAUUAUCCAUGCUAACUAAAAAUUAAAAUAAGUCUUUUAUUAGAGCAAUGGCAAAUGCACAAAACAAACAUCACAUCUUACUUUGUAUGUGAUUAUUCUCCACCCCGUUAACACCUAGGUCUUGUUGAUUUAUGAACGAUAGAGUACCAUUUUGGGAUAAAUCGUGCGAUCCGGCGACGCCGCAUUGCGUCAAAGUGGAACUGUAGACGAAGUUAUUAAUUUUAGAUCCCAUCAAUCCGAUCUGAUCGCCCAAUUCCCCGUUCGGACCGGGACUGAUCACCGACAUCGACAAUUGACCGGCGAGAUCGCUUCGUUGAAUCACAGUCGCCACUACGGGUAUUUUUAUUUGAACGGUACAACCGGUUUG
Molecule: messenger RNA, 2344 nt
Organism: Phyllotreta striolata
Lineage: Eukaryota; Metazoa; Arthropoda; Insecta; Coleoptera; Chrysomelidae
Source: the annotation of a GenBank genome assembly